AUGUUCAACGCGGAAUUGGUACGCAUAGCUCUCGGUGCUAACGGUCUGGCUAUGAUGCUUCACGGGCACGUAGAACAGGACGGUCUGGAGUCGACUGUUGGCGGACUCUGUGCCAAUCUGUUCUCGGCGACCAACUAUCAUGGCGGCGUGAGUUGAGGGUCGGAUGGAAACGAUGCAAAGUGGAUGUUGUAUUUCAGAUUAACAAAGCGUCUGCUGCAUACAUUGAGAAAGGUCGAACCAGCUUUGCCUAUUUCGAAAAGCCUGUCAACGACGGAAACGGCAGUGUCAAGAGGGACGAAUUAACGGUCGACGAUGAGACGCUCGCCGCUGAUAAAAAAGUGAAGGAGGCGAAGGAGACCGACAAAUCUUCGAGUUCGGCAGCCUCGAAAGGCACGAUUUCAUCGAAGAAGCCUACCGUUUCAAGGACGCCGAAGAUUCGAAAUACGGCGUCCGCCACAGCCCCGUUGCUCCGCGACACAUCCAAAAGCUCUGGAAAUUCGUCGACGGCGGCCCCGAAGAAAUCGAAGAAGCGGCCCAGCAGUGAGGCGUCGGAUGACUCGAGAAAAGGUGUUCCGCAAAGGAAGAUGCGCACUCCGGGGACGUCCAGAAAACCGAGCACGGCAUCGAUCGACGACUCGCGAAAAGGACUCAUGAGCAAACACUCGAAGGACUCGAAAAGCAAGCCCGGCAAGAAGUCGGGAAAGCGAAAGUAG
Caenorhabditis sp. 36 PRJEB53466 is the source of this 713-nucleotide messenger RNA. The record is from the annotation of a GenBank genome assembly. NCBI's taxonomy places the organism in Eukaryota, Metazoa, Nematoda, Chromadorea, Rhabditida, Rhabditidae.